Molecule: messenger RNA, 2905 nt
Organism: Ceratosolen solmsi marchali
Lineage: Eukaryota; Metazoa; Arthropoda; Insecta; Hymenoptera; Agaonidae
Product: aconitate hydratase, mitochondrial
Exons: 10
Coding region: 208-2571 (787 amino acids)
Biological process (GO): tricarboxylic acid cycle
Cellular component (GO): mitochondrion; cytosol
Molecular function (GO): 4 iron, 4 sulfur cluster binding; aconitate hydratase activity
Source: RefSeq, a predicted model, not a curated record
AUGGUCAAUUGUCAUAGCACAAUUGAUACAAGAAGAAGAAGAGAAAAAAGUCGAGUAGCAGUUCUCUGGUGGCCGGUUCAAGAAGGACUGCCACUGGGAAGAAGACAAGAGGGCAAAAUUUAAUCAUUAUUUAUCCACGUUUAUAAAGAUAUUGGCUUUUAAAUUUCAAGCAUUGUAUUAAUUCAGUAAUAUAAAGUAAAGUCGAUAAUGUCCUACUGCACUCGAAUUUUUCAAGCACAGAAAGUUGCUGGCUUAGCUGCCGAAGUACAGCAAAGAUGUUUCAGCAUAAGUGCACUCACCUAUGCUGCGUCAAAAGUAGCAAUGUCAAAAUUCGAUAACACUAGCUAUUUACCUUACGAUAAACUUGAAGCGAAUAUCAAAAUUGUAAAAAAAAGAUUAAACAGACCAUUAACACUCUCUGAAAAAGUUCUAUAUUCUCACCUGGAUGAACCCGACAAGCAAGAUAUUACACGUGGAACGAGCUAUUUACGAUUGAGACCUGAUCGUGUUGCUAUGCAAGAUGCUACAGCGCAAAUGGCUAUGCUUCAAUUCAUCAGUUCUGGUUUACCAAAGGUAGCUGUACCAUCAACAAUUCACUGUGACCAUUUAAUUGAGGCAAAGUUAGGCGGCGAUGAAGAUCUUAAACGCGCUGUAGAUGUUAACAAAGAGGUGUACAAUUUCCUUAAAAGUGCUGGUGCUAAGUAUGGUGUUGGUUUUUGGAAUCCUGGCUCCGGAAUUAUUCAUCAAAUUAUCCUUGAAAAUUAUGGUUUCCCUGGACUUUUAAUGAUUGGUACAGAUUCUCAUACACCUAAUGGUGGUGGUUUGGGUGGUCUAUGCAUUGGCGUCGGUGGUGCUGAUGCAGUUGACGUAAUGGCUGACAUUCCAUGGGAACUUAAAUGCCCAAAGGUAAUUGGCGUUAAGCUUACCGGUAAAUUGUCCGGAUGGACAAGUCCAAAGGAUAUUAUCCUGAAACUUGCCGGAAUUCUGACGGUUAAGGGCGGAACUGGAGCCAUUGUUGAAUAUUUUGGGCCUGGUGUCGAUAGUAUUAGUUGUACCGGUAUGGCAACCAUAUGUAAUAUGGGUGCCGAGAUCGGUGCUACCACAUCCGUUUUUCCUUACAACGACCGAAUGAAAGAUUAUCUUAAUUCGACGAAUCGUAACGAGAUCGCCUCUGAAGCUGAUAAGUUCAAGAGCAGCCUUUUAACAGCUGACCAGGAUGCCAAGUAUGACAAGAUUGUUGAGAUUGACCUCUCUACUCUUGAACCUCACGUUAAUGGACCUUUUACUCCUGAUCGUGCCAAUCCUAUUUCGAAAUUGGGUGCCGAGGCAAAGAAAAACAACUGGCCAAGCGAAAUCAAAGUUGGUCUAAUCGGUUCGUGUACCAACAGCUCUUACGAGGAUAUGGGCAGGUGUGCAAGUAUUGCCAAACAGGCCAUGAAACAUGGUCUCAAGGCCAAAUCCACGUUCAUGGUUACCCCGGGUUCGGAGCAGAUUCGUGCCACCAUUGAGCGUGACGGAAUUGCUAAAACUCUCAGGGAAUUUGGAGGUACCGUACUUGCAAAUGCUUGUGGACCAUGUAUUGGGCAAUGGAACCGUCAGGAUAUUAAGAAGGGAGAUAAAAAUACUAUUGUUACAUCAUAUAAUAGAAAUUUUACUGGUCGUAAUGACGCAAAUAAUGAAACCCAUGCAUUUGUAACCAGUCCCGAGCUAGUUACCGCAUUAGCCAUUGCUGGAGACCUUAACUUUAAUCCUCAGACGGACAAACUUAAGGGUCAAGAUGGGAAAGAAUUCCUUUUAGAUAGCCCAUACGGUGAUGAGUUGCCAUCCAAUGGUUUUGAUCCAGGAAUGGAUACGUUCGAUGCACCGCCAGCCGAUGGACAACAAGUUAGAGUUGAUGUUGAUCCAAAGUCGCAGCGUUUGCAAUUGUUAGAACCAUUCGAUAAGUGGAAUGGCAAAGAUUUAACCGACUUGACUAUUUUAAUUAAAGUCAAAGGAAAGUGCACGACCGAUCAUAUUUCCAUGGCUGGACCAUGGUUAAAGUACCGUGGACACUUGGACAAUAUCUCUAACAAUUUGUUCAUUGGUGCCACGAACUCCGAGAACGACAAGAUAAAUAAUGUAAAAAAUCAGCUAACCGGCGAAUGGGGCACGGUUCCGGACGUUGCCCGUAGUUACAAGAAGCAGAAAGUAAGGUGGGUUGCCAUUGGUGAUGAGAAUUACGGCGAGGGUUCAUCUCGGGAACAUGCAGCCUUAGAGCCACGCCAUCUUGGGGGUUACGCUAUCAUUGUUAAGAGCUUUGCACGAAUCCACGAAACCAAUCUGAAAAAGCAGGGUAUGCUUCCGUUGACGUUCAACAAUCCCGAGGAUUACGACAAAAUCCAGCCGUCUGAUAAAAUCAGUCUCCUUGGACUCAAAGAACUCACGCCCGGAAAGCCGUUAAAAUGUGAGAUCAAACAUCAAGAUGGCAAGGUAGAUACCAUUACUCUGAAUCACACACUCAACGAACAACAAAUCACGUGGUUUAAAGCCGGUUCAGCGCUCAAUCGCAUGAAAGAAAUUGCUUCUUUAUAAAUCAAAUCAGUGCUCCGAGAUCACGUAACAUAACGAAGACAUUUCAAACAGUUACGUUUCGAGCUCAUUAAUAUUAGAAGAAUUGAUCGCGGCAAUGAUUUUACGCAUUGUCUUUCCUACUGAUGGUUUUUCAAAAUUGUUAUCAAAUUCAUCGAUUCAUCAAAGGAAAUGAUGUACUGAAUGAGCUGUUAAUUAAAUAAUUAUGUAGUUAAUAAUUGUAAUAAGCAAAGAAAUUAAGCGAAUGAAUAGAAAAUGUUGACAAGUCAAUCGGAAAAUUUGUUCUUUAAAUAUGUACAAAGGUAAUCAAUUUUCAAAAAAAAAAUAAAAAAAAAAA